Messenger RNA from Magnolia sinica, 2211 nucleotides. RefSeq lists its product as uncharacterized. Bases 71 to 1942 code for a protein of 623 amino acids. The transcript is spliced from 16 exons. Gene Ontology annotation, biological process: DNA replication initiation; DNA replication. Gene Ontology annotation, cellular component: alpha DNA polymerase:primase complex. The record is from RefSeq and is a predicted model, not a curated record. Gene Ontology annotation, molecular function: DNA binding. Lineage: Eukaryota; Viridiplantae; Streptophyta; Magnoliopsida; Magnoliales; Magnoliaceae.
UCUCCCACACAUCCACCCUCGCUCCCGCGCUCUCUCCGACUCACUGAGUCAAAUCAAACCCUAACUCGAGAUGGAAGAAGAGAUAAAGGCGGAGUUCGAGAAAAGCGGCUUCUCUCUGGAAGAAGAAGAACAGAUCCUCCAAAAAUGCCUCUCUUUCUGCAUAAAUUACAAACUCAGCCCUUCCGAUAUCGUCUCUAGCUGGGAGAUUUACUAUCUCAACAGGCAACUAAAUGGAUCCAUGGUACAAAAUGAUGACAUGGACGGUUUCCUAUCGCACCUACAAAAUGAACAGAAGGACAGCAUUAUCAAAGAAGAAACCAAUUUACACAUUUACUCUAGUAAUGAUGUCGACAUGAUUCUAAAUGACAAUCAUGAAGAUUCCCAAGUGGGUUCUUUCGACACCCCAAUGAAAGAAUACGAACGACCAGAUUCAGAACAAUUGAACUCAACACAGGGAACAAAUGGGAGGCCUUCAUCAUCAUCAAGACACAUGAAUAAUCAUCUGACCCCUUUUGGACAACGGACAAAUAAGUUUGUGUUACAGUUCUCAUUCAAUAAUCCAGCCACAGACGAUGAAGCAAGAGAGCAAGAUGUUGAAAGCAUGGAAGAUGAUGUUAUUAGAAGGGUUCGGCCAAGCAAAAGAUGUUCCUUGCAAUUUCACCAAUCACUGCCCGAACCAGGCUGCCGUUUCAUGCAUGACAGGAUUGAAGAUAGGUUUAAUUCCCUCGAAGCUCGCAUUCAAAGGCAUACGAUGGCGCUUGUUGCAUCAGGACUGUAUGGGGAACCAACUGAUGCUACAUUGGCUUCACAGAAAAGUGUGUUUGUGGUCGGCAUGGUUUGUUGCGAUGGAGAAGGUCAUCUGAAUGAAAAGUCCAUCUUGUUACAAGGCAGUGUUGAGCAUUCUGGAGGGCAACGCGUGCGUCUUGACCUCCAGAAGUUAAACCGCUUUUCCUUGUUUCCGGGUCAGGUGAUUGGCAUUGAGGGACACAAUCCUAGUGGACACUGUUUCAUUGCUGCAAAAGUGGUGGAUUCUCUUCCUUUGUUGGUUACUCCUAACACGGAUUUGCCGCCUGCUAAGAAGCAAGCACUGGACAAGGAAUUUCAACCAACUUCUCCUUCCAUGUCUGGGGAUAUAUCGUUGGUUAUUGCAGCUGGUCCUUUCACUACAACUGAUAACCUGCUAUUUGAGCCUUUAGAAGAACUUCUUGCACGUGCAAGAAGAAAGCAGCCGCAACUACUUGUGCUGCUGGGUCCAUUUCUUGAUUCAGAACAUCCAGAUAUAAAGAGAGGAACUGUCAACCAAAGCUUUGAUGAAAUUUUUCGUGUGGAAAUACUCACUAGGUUGCAAGAUUAUGCUGAGUAUAUGGGCAAUGCUGCCCGUGUGAUUCUCAUGCCAUCGACACGUGAUGCUAACCAUGACUUUGUUUUCCCUCAGCCUGCAUUUGAUCUCCAUAUACCCGAAGAUCUUCGACAUCAAAUAACUUGUCUUGCAAAUCCAGGACUUUUCAAUGGAAACGAGGUCAUGGUAGGUUGUUGCACUGUGGAUAUUCUGAAACAGCUUAGCAGCGAGGAGAUUUCCCGAAUAUCGGCUGAUGGAUCAUCCAGUGAUCGUGAUCGCAUGGGGCGACUUGCAACUCAUGUAUUGAGCCAGCGCAGCUUUUAUCCUCUAUAUCCACCCGCACCAGGCAUUCCUUUGGAUCUUUCACUUGCUCCUGAAGCUCUCCGGAUCACUUCUAUUCCUAAUAUUCUCAUCCUCCCUUCAGAUCUUGGUCCUUUCGUCAAGGUAUUGUCCCUUGGAGAAACAAGUGAUGCUGCUGAGAAUGCGAGAUGCAUUUGCUUGAAUCCUGGGAGACUUGCUAAGGGCAUUGGUGGAGGUACCUUUGUAGAGCUUAACUACCAUGGAGAUCCAGACAGAACAAAUGCAUCGAUCAUCCGCAUCUAAAUCUGUUAUGAAUAAUGCUAAUGGUUGCAAGAGCUGCUUAAUGGAGAUGGGAGUUUUUACUCGUACAGGUAUUUCAUCAUAUGAGUUUGAAUUUUGAGUUUGAAUUUCUUGUCAUGGGAAGAGAGCUGAGCUAACUGUUCAGCUCAGAAAAUUGUGGGUAGCAUUUAGGCAUUGAUCAGGUGGAGAGCUAAUUUCUCUUGUUUUUGUUAGUUCCGGUUUUCGCUAUGUAUUAUAUCAAUUCGUUAAAAAAAAAAUCAUUUGUUCCCUUA